GCCCUGCUCCUCCUCACUGACACUGCUCCAUCCCUACUUCUUCCAGAUGCCAAGAUCCGCAUCUUCGACCUGGGCCGGAAGAAGGCGAAGGUGGAUGAGUUCCCGCUCUGCGGCCAUAUGGUGUCAGAUGAGUACGAGCAGCUCUCCUCCGAAGCACUGGAGGCUGCCCGCAUCUGCGCCAACAAGUACAUGGUGAAGAGCUGUGGGAAGGACGGGUUCCACAUCCGCGUGCGCCUGCACCCCUUCCACGUCAUCCGCAUCAACAAGAUGUUGUCCUGUGCGGGUGCUGACAGGUUGCAGACCGGGAUGCGUGGUGCCUUCGGCAAGCCCCAGGGCACGGUAGCCCGGGUGCACAUUGGCCAGGUCAUCAUGUCCAUCCGCACCAAGGCCCAGAACAAGGAGCAUGUGGUGGAAGCCCUGCGCAGGGCCAAGUUCAAGUUCCCUGGGCGCCAGAAGAUCCACAUCUCUAAGAAAUGGGGCUUCACCAAGUUCAACGCGGAUGAGUUUGAGGAGAUGGUGGCUGAGAAGCGACUGCUGCCGGAUGGCUGUGGCGUCAAGUACAUCCCCAGCCGGGGGCCCCUGGACAAGUGGCGAGCCCUGCAUGCCGCCUGAGCCCCUCUGCCCCCCCUUUUCCCCAGGAAUAAAAGCAUUGGCCUCAA
Messenger RNA from Pelodiscus sinensis (Chinese soft-shelled turtle), 659 nucleotides. NCBI's taxonomy places the organism in Eukaryota, Metazoa, Chordata, Testudines, Trionychidae. The record is from RefSeq and is a predicted model, not a curated record.